Molecule: messenger RNA, 873 nt
Organism: Arctia plantaginis
Lineage: Eukaryota; Metazoa; Arthropoda; Insecta; Lepidoptera; Erebidae
Source: the annotation of a GenBank genome assembly
AUGGCUGCGGUUAGUGCCCGCCCUCAAGACGGUCACGGUCAUGAUCACAAAGAACAUGCAUACUCAUCACAAAAGAUUGUUCAGCACCACGGGCACGCUGAGAAAAUUCUUGUCGAUAUCCUUGUCGUCAUAUUUGUAUUGGCUGCGGUCAGCGCCCGUCCACAAGACGGUCACGGUCACGAUCACAAGGAACACGCAUACUCCUCACAAAAAAUCGUCCAGCACCACGGACACGCAGAGAAAAUUCUUGUCGACAUUUUCCUGCUCGCUCUUGCACUUGCUGCAGUCAGCGCCCGACCUCAAGAACAUCAUGAAAAACACGAACACAAGGAACAUGCAUACUCAUCGCAAAAACUUAUUCAGCACCAUGGACAAGCUAAAAAAAUCCUCGUUGAUGUAAUGUUUGUUUUCGCUGCAUCUGUCGCGUUUGUAUCAGCGGAAUAUGGACAUUCAUCGCAGCAUAUCCACAAACAUGAUGGACACCCUCAGGAAGUAACCAUUCAUGAUCAUCAUGGACAUCAUCAUAUUGACUACUACCUCGUAGUAGUUGCAGUUGUAAUCGCUGUAAUCAGCGCACAAGACAGCCAUCAUAAGAAACAUGAAGAACAUCACGAGAAACACGACAUCGAUUACUAUGCCCACCCCAAGUACGAGUACGAAUAUGAGAUUAAAGACCCCCACACUCACGACUUCAAGCAGCAGCACGAACACCGCGACGGUGACGUCGUGAAGGGCGAGUACAGUCUGCACCAGCCCGAUGGCACCGUCAGGAUCGUGAAGUACCACGCUGAUAAGAAGACCGGAUUCCACGCUGAUGUGAAAUACGAAGGUCAUGCUAAGCAUAUUGUACCUGAACAUCAUCACCACCACUAG